Messenger RNA from Didymosphaeria variabile, 669 nucleotides. RefSeq lists its product as uncharacterized. The coding region runs from base 1 to 669 and encodes 222 amino acids. The transcript has a single exon. NCBI's taxonomy places the organism in Eukaryota, Fungi, Ascomycota, Dothideomycetes, Pleosporales, Didymosphaeriaceae. The record is from RefSeq and is a predicted model, not a curated record.
AUGGAUACCUACAAUGUUACCGACCAAUAUACACAGAUGCUUAAGAGCCAGAAACAGACUUUGUUAAAGGCCAAAAAGCGCAAAGGCCAGCGACCCCACGAUCGAGCGCCUAGAGAACAGAUGUACCUCAAGUUCAUGAUGAGCCUCGUAUCAAUAAAACCAACCAAGCAAGGACGCAACAUUCAAUCAUCAUUCAUCCCGCUAUCAUACCUGCCGUGUACUGCGCCUCUGGCCGAGUUGAAACGUAUCGCGAUUCGGGACCUACAGCUUGAGACGCACCACCGCGGGAAGUAUCUCCCACUGCGAGUUAUCACGCCACCUCAUCGGAUGACGGCGAUAAUGGUCUUGGCGGAAGAUGACCUUGCGGACGUCAUUAUACUGCAAUUGUACCAACAAGAAGCGGAGGACAUCCGCGAGGCCAGUGACGCAGUCAACGUUGGGACGAUCUUACUAGUCAAGGAGCCCUACUUCAAAGUGAUGGCAUCCGGGGAGUACGGAUUACGCGUGGAUCAUUUGUCCGAUGUUUCCCACGUUAGUAAGGACGAUCCCAGGAUACCUGCAACGUGGCGGCCACAGCUUCUCGAAGCAGAAUGCUCAGCCCAGUUGCUGAAGACCAAGGGCAAUACUGCCAUGGGAGAAGGCAAUUACUGGCAGGCAAUUACGGAGUAA